Molecule: messenger RNA, 816 nt
Organism: Fusarium proliferatum ET1
Lineage: Eukaryota; Fungi; Ascomycota; Sordariomycetes; Hypocreales; Nectriaceae
Product: putative phosphomannomutase
Exons: 3
Coding region: 1-816 (271 amino acids)
Biological process (GO): mannose metabolic process; GDP-mannose biosynthetic process; protein N-linked glycosylation
Cellular component (GO): cytosol
Molecular function (GO): phosphomannomutase activity
Source: RefSeq, a predicted model, not a curated record
AUGGCUCUCGUAUCCCCUCCCUCGUACACUCCUCUCCAGGAGCGUCCUCUCAAGGACACCAUCUGCCUCUUCGACGUUGACGGCACACUCACACCCGCGCGCCUGGACGCCUCGCCUGAGAUCCUCGACAUCCUUCAGAAACUUCGCUCAAAGUGUGCUAUCGGAUAUGUUGGUGGCUCGGACUUCGCCAAGCAACAGGAGCAGUUGGGCAAGCCCGCCGGACAGCCCGUCACCGCCCUCUUCGACUUCUGCUUCUCCGAGAACGGCUUGACUGCCUUCAAGCUCGGCGAACCCCUCGAGUCGAACUCCUUCAUCAAGUUCAUUGGCGAGGAGCAGUACAAGGAGCUUGCCAACUUCGUCCUCCACUACGUUGCUGAUCUCGACAUCCCCGUCAAGCGCGGCACCUUCAUUGAAUUCCGCAAUGGAAUGAUCAACAUUAGCCCCGUGGGUCGUAACGCCAGCACUCAGGAGCGAAACGACUUUGAGGCGUUUGACAAGGACGCAAAGGUCCGGGAGAAGUUUGUCGCUGUUCUCAAGGAGCGAUUCGGCCACCUCGGCCUCACCUUCUCCAUUGGUGGCCAGAUCUCCUUCGAUGUGUUCCCCACCGGGUGGGAUAAGACUUACUGCCUCCAGCACCUUGAGAACGAGGCCAAGAAGCCUGACGGUAUCGCCUACAAGACCAUUCACUUCUUUGGCGACAAGACAUUCGAGGGCGGCAACGACUACGAGAUUUACACCGACUCUAGGACAACUGGCCACUCCGUCACCGGACCUGAGGACACCAUGCGUAUCCUCAAGGAACUCUUCGAUCUCUAA